Sesamum indicum (sesame) is the source of this 1670-nucleotide messenger RNA. RefSeq names its product RGG repeats nuclear RNA binding protein A. Gene Ontology annotation, cellular component: cytoplasm; nucleus. NCBI's taxonomy places the organism in Eukaryota, Viridiplantae, Streptophyta, Magnoliopsida, Lamiales, Pedaliaceae. Gene Ontology annotation, molecular function: mRNA binding. The record is from RefSeq and is a predicted model, not a curated record.
CCCCACUAGGGUUUUUAAAGGAUUAUAGGUUUUUGUUCUACUACUCAUUGUUUUUCUCUGCCGCAUUCGGCUAGGGUUUGCACCAUUUCGCCACCCCUUCCAUUUCGUUCUCGUACUUGUAAUCUCAUGGAUUCCUUAAACUAGGGUCAUCUUUAUUUUUGAGGAUCUUAAGGGAGGUUAUAGCUUGAGAUACGCCAUUGUGUGUCUAUUGAUUCAUUUGUCAAGGAAGUGAGGAAAUGGCAACUUUGAAUCCAUUUGGGCUUCUGGGUGAUGAUGACGCAGAGGACCCGACUCUUCUCCUUGCUGCACAGCAAAAAGCUGCUGCUUCAGCUUUAGCUGCUGCUCAGCCCAAGAAAGCUCCAUCUCAGGCUCAGCCUGCGGCCAAGGCCUCGGCUAAGCUGCCAUCUAAGCCUCUACCACCAGCUCAGGCUGUGAGGGAGUCCAGGAAUGAUGGUCAGCGUGGAGGCCGUGGUGGUGGUCGUGGUGCUGCGCGUGGACGCGGUGGGCGUGGAUUUAGCAGAGAUUUGGUUGACAAUGAAAAUACAUUUGGAAACAGUAAUGGAUUCUCUGGUGGCUACAGGGCUUCAGAAGACGGAGAUGGUGGAAGGGCUCCUUCUGAAAGACGUCCAUAUAGUGGACCUCGUGGAAGUGGGGGUUUCCGUGGUGGUCGUCGUGGUGGCUACAAUAAUGGUGAAGCUGCCGAGGGUGACCGUCCCCGUAGGGCGUUCGAUCGCCGCAGUGGAACUGGGCGUGGCACUGAGUUCAAACGAGAGGGUGCUGGACGUGGAAAUUGGGGAACACCCACUGAUGAAAUAGUCCCGGAAACUGAGGAACCUACCAAUGAAGGAGUGAAGAAUGUUGAUUCUGAAAAGCAAUCUGGAGAAGAUGAUGUCAUUGAUGCUAACAAGGACUCUUCUGCAAAUGAACAGGAAGAGAAGGAGCCAGAGGAAAAGGAGAUGACUCUGGAGGAGUAUGAGAAAGUACUGGAAGAGAAGAGAAAGGCAUUGCUUGCAUUAAAAUCUGAGGAAAGGAAGGUCGGCUUGGACAAAGAACUUGAAUCUAUGCAACUUUUGUCCAACAAGAAGAAUGACGAUGAGGUCUUCAUUAAAUUGGGUUCAGAUAAGGAUAAGCGCAAAGAGGCAGCUGAGAAGGCUAAGAAGUCUGUAAGCAUAAAUGAGUUUCUGAAGCCAGCAGAAGGGGACAAAUACUACCGAGCAGGUGGGCGUGGCAGGGGACGUGGCCGUGGUAGAGGUGGAUUUGGAGGAAACAACUAUAACGUGGAGGCCCCAGCUAUUGAAGAUGUUGGACAGUUCCCUUCCCUGGUUGCCAAGUGAGGGCCUUCCUGCCAUACAUUGAAGCUUACAUGCUUAUCUUUGUGGCUUGCGGUGGCUCAAUGAAAUUGCUCAAACUCCUAGUAUUUUCAGUGUAAAUUUAGAUGUAUCCCCAGGAUUUGCACUCAUGGUGCUUCACUACUUGGACAUGCAUGAAUGUUUUCACCAUAUUUAGAGCGUUAGGGCCUUUUUCCUUUAUUUCUUCUUUCAGAUUUUUUUCCCUUUUGUUUGAGUUAUUGGAAUCAUUUUUGUGUUGAAGUUGAGUCAUAACAAUUUUGUCCUGUUAUAAAUCAUGGUAUUCUCCAACUAUUGUGUUUUAAGAAUCAAACUUUUGUCCAA